This is a messenger RNA of Parasteatoda tepidariorum (common house spider), 1691 nucleotides long. Its product is annotated as glycerophosphocholine cholinephosphodiesterase ENPP6-like. NCBI's taxonomy places the organism in Eukaryota, Metazoa, Arthropoda, Arachnida, Araneae, Theridiidae. The record is from RefSeq and is a predicted model, not a curated record.
CGGGAACACAUGCGAUGACUUUCGCUGUUCUCCUUUUCUUGUUAUCGGCAUUUUUCGAAGGAUUGUCAUCGUUCGCUUAUUAUAGCAGUGAUAAAACCUCUGGAGGGGAGGCUAAUAAAUUACUUUUGAUACUAGUGGAUGGAUGUCGGUGGGAUUAUCCUGACGAGGAUAUUGCCGGACUUCCCGGAUUCAGGAAAUUAGCUGAAAAUGGAGUACGAGCUCCGUAUGUGACACCUAUUUUCCCAUCUAAUUCUUACCCUAAUUGGUACACAAUUGUUACUGGUUUAUACGCUGAAAGCCACGGAUUUAUACAAAAUAUGAUGUACGAUUCCCAUUACGAGGAUUUUUUUCUCAUGAGUCCUAAUGAUACAGCCUCAGUGCCGCAUUGGUGGGAUAGUGCCGAACCCCUAUGGAUUACAGCAGAAAAAAAUGGAUAUCGUAGUGCUCUAUAUUGGUGGGAUGGCUGUCAGGUUGAAAUACGAGGAAAAAAGCCUAAAUUCUGUCGAAAAUAUAAAUAUGUUGGAUAUUCUUGGCCAUCUGUCAACGAAGAUACAAAAGAAGGCUUAAUGUCAGCUAUGCAAAUGUUGGAAAGUGAUGAUGCUCAUUUAGUUCAAAUUUAUUAUGAGCCUGUAGAUUAUUUCGGUCAUAAAUAUGGGCCAAACUCUUAUGAACGCAAACAAUCAAUAAAGGAUAUAGACAACUUAUUAGAUUUGACACAACGUGAAAUGGAAAGAAAAGGUUUAGAUAGAAAGGUUAAUCUUGUGGUUGUUUCUGAUCAUGGGAUGACAUCGACAGAUUCCAAAUUCUUGAAUGUCAUUAAUUUACACCAAGUAAUAGAAAUUUCAGACAUCAAAUAUAUGGUUUACUAUGGAGCAACAAGCAUGCUUUUACCAUACGAAGGGAAAAUUUUAAAGGUUUACGAGAGGCUUAAAAAUGUACCAGGUCUUCACGUUUAUCUUAAGGAAGACAUUCCAGAACAUUACCAUAUAAAACACAACCGUUUGACGCUUCCAAUUCUACUUGUAGCAUCCAAGAAUUUCUACAUCAAAGGACUGGAUAUUCCAGGGAAGAGUAUUCCAACAGGAUCAUCAAUAUCAUUAGGAUCUCAUGGAUAUGAUCCAUAUGAGGUGAUAGAUAUGAGAGGAAUAUUUUUUGCAAGAGGGCCAGGUCUAAAAAGAAAUCACACAUCUGAGCCGCUUCAAAUGGUGGACAUCUAUAACAUUCUUUGUGGUCUGUUAGAAAUCGAACCAUUGCCAAACAAUGGAACAAAAGCCAUUUCUAAAGGAAUAGCUGCUCUACGCUAUUCAAAGGCUAGCUUAAUUUUGAACUUUUCCCAUAAACUUUCAAUGUGUUUUUCAAUAAUAUCAUUAGCGAUAUGUUACAGAUACAUCGCAAGUGUAACUUGAAGAUUUUCUCUUCAAAUAUAUUGUUUUAAAAGGAGCUUAUCAUCAAUAUUGACUAAGUGGAAAGAAUUGAGGCUCAAUUGUAUGUACAUAUGUGUCCAAGACAACACCACAGUUUAUUUCUAAAAAAUUAUAAGUUCCUGUAAACAAAUUUUGAAAAUCAUUUACAUUCUAUAAAUACGAAAUAUUUUUUUGCAUGAGUGAAAUAUUAUAUCUUGGAACUUGCCUCUGAGGAAGGCCAUGGUUCCCCCAGGUCUGACGUGCCAUUGAAAAAGAGGAAGAAAUAUU